Molecule: messenger RNA, 2766 nt
Organism: Magnolia sinica
Lineage: Eukaryota; Viridiplantae; Streptophyta; Magnoliopsida; Magnoliales; Magnoliaceae
Product: kinesin-like protein KIN-14D
Exons: 17
Coding region: 140-2563 (807 amino acids)
Biological process (GO): microtubule-based movement
Molecular function (GO): microtubule motor activity; microtubule binding; ATP binding
Source: RefSeq, a predicted model, not a curated record
UCAGAGAGAGAUAGAGAUAGCUUCCUUCCUGCUGGUUAAAGCAACGGCUGAGAUCUCCUGCUUACCUUCAACUACAAUCCAAGGCCCACCACCCCAAGACCCAAGAACCCAUCCAUCUCUCCAUUCCUCCUUCAAAAGCAUGUCUUCCAGACCCCAAACCAAAACCCCUGCGAACGCCGGCAAUCGCAGCCCUUCGAUCAAGAAAGAGAAUCUUGAUGUGAUUCCUCCUCUUGACAAGAGGCAGAAAGUCGGAGUAGGCAAGAUGGUGGGCCCCGCGAAUGGUGUUCGUGGUCGCCAGGUGUUUUCGGUGGUCAAUGCAGCUCAAGCUCUCAGUGGGAACGAUCUGAUGGCCAAUGGCAGUUCGGAGUGCGGCAGCAGCGGUGGCUUUGAGUUUACAAGAGAAGAUGUUGAAGCUCUUUUGAAUGAGAAGAUGAAGGGGAAGAAUAAGUUCGAUCAUAAGGGGAAGUGUGAGCAGAUGACUGAAUAUAUAAAGAAGCUAAGGGUUUGUAUCAAAUGGUUUCAAGAACUUGAAGAAAGCUAUGUUCUUGAGCAGGCGAAACUUCGGGAUAUGUUAAAAUCCACUGAGAACGAAUGCCAUGAAAUUGAGCUACAAAUGAAGAGAAAGGAAGAGGAGAUGAAUGAGAUUAUCACGGAUAUUAGGAGAAAAUGCACUUUGUUACAGGAGGAAUUAACAAAGGAAAAAUCCGAAAAAUUGGCAUUGGUUGAUGCAAAGAGAGAAGAAACAGAGGCUAGAGUGGCUGCUGAAAAGUUGAAGGUAUAUUUGUCUGAAGAGCUUGAAAGGGCCCAUCAAGAGGCGCUAAGUGCUAAUCAGCAGAUAACGUCUCUUCAAGAUAUCAAUAAGCGAUUGCAAGAGUAUAACACGAGCUUACAACAAUACAAUAGUAAACUUCAGACAGAUGCUGCAACUGCUGCCGAGACAGUGUCACGGCUGCAAAAGGAGAAAAGCUCGAUGAUGGAAAACCUUAGUAGCUUAAGGGGCCAUUCUGCCUUAUUGCAAGAGCAAUUGACUUCUUCCAAAGCAUCUCAACAAGAAGCUGUAAGACAAAAGGAAAUGUUAAUGAAUGAAGUGGGAUGCCUUAGAGGAGAGUUGCAUCAAGUAAGAGAGGAUCGUGAUCUCCAACUAUCACAGGUGCAGACCUUAAAGUCUGAAAUAGAUAGAUACACCGAAUUUACUGGAAAAUCCUCUGUGGAGUUGGAAAAGUUAACUGCAAAAACAAAUUUACUUGAGGAUAGAUGUGCUUCUCAGAAAGAAGAAAUAAGAAAACUACAACAUCAGCUAGCGGCUGCAAAUGAGAAAUUGCAGAUGGCUGAUUUAACAGCCUUGGAGAAAAUGUCAGAAUAUGAACAACAGAAGAAAGAUUUAGAGGACCUAAGAAUGCAACUAGCAGAUGCUGAUUUUCAGAUUAUAGAAGCAGAGAAGUUGCGAAAAAAACUACACAAUGAUAUACUGGAACUAAAAGGAAAUAUUCGGGUUUUCUGUAGAGUACGGCCUUUGCUACCUGAGGAUGACUGUAAUGGCACAGAACCAACAGUUGUCUCUUAUCCCACUUCAAUUGAAUUUCUUGGACGAGGCAUUGAUUUCAUACAAAAUGGGCAAAAGUAUCCAUUCACUUUUGAUAAAGUAUUCAACCAUGAGGCUUCCCAAGAAGAAGUUUUUGUAGAAAUCUCACAGCUGGUUCAGAGUGCUCUAGAUGGCUACAAGGUCUGUAUAUUCGCAUAUGGUCAAACAGGUUCUGGGAAAACCUAUACCAUGAUGGGUAGGCCGGAAGAUCCGGAGCAAAAGGGAUUGAUACCUCGUUCCCUAGAACAGAUUUUUCAAACCAGCCAAUCACUUUUAUCCCAGGGGUGGUCAUAUAAAAUGCAGGCAUCAAUGUUGGAAAUAUACAAUGAAACAGUCCGUGAUCUAUUAUCCCCAAACCGUUCAAGCAGUCCAGAAAAUAGUUCACUAGGAAAGCAAUACACGAUUAAGCAUGACGCAAAUGGCAAUACAUUCGUCUCUGACCUAACUGUUGUAGAUGUCUGUAGUAUCAGGGAGGUAUCCUCUCUUUUACACCAGGCUUCACAAAGCAGGUCUGUAGGAAAGACUCAAAUGAAUGAGCAGUCUUCGAGGAGUCAUUUUGUUUUCACUUUGCGGAUAACUGGAAUCAAUGAGAGCACUGAACAACAAGUACAAGGUGUUCUAAACCUCAUUGACCUUGCUGGUAGUGAACGUCUUUCCAAGAGUGGCUCAACUGGGGAUCGCCUAAGAGAAACUCAGGCUAUCAACAAAAGUCUAUCAUGUUUGAGUGAUGUUAUCUUCGCAAUUGCUAAGAAAGAAGACCAUGUUCCAUUCAGGAACUCUAAGUUGACAUACCUUCUGCAGCCUUGCCUCGGUGGGAACUCGAAGACACUUAUGUUUGUGAAUGUCUCCCCUGAUCCGUCCUCGGUAAAUGAGUCGCUUUGUUCUCUUCGAUUCGCUGCUCGGGUUAAUGCUUGUGAGAUUGGUGUUGCUCGACGUCAGACCCAUGUGCGGUCUGCUGAUUCUCGCUUGAGUUACGGCUGAGUCGGGCAGCUUGCGGUGGUCCUGCUGUUGUUUUCUCCCCGUUGCAGCGGUGUAAUCUGUUUGAUAUCUUACCAAAGAUCGAAAAAAAAGGGGUUCCUAACAUGAACUACAUGUAAUUUGUAUAUUUAAUGAAAUGUAUUGGAUUUGUAUGGGGUAUUGGAGGGAAUACAUGCCCUUUCAGUGAGCAGCUGAAAUUAUUUUUC